AUGGAGGACCAACUCUUCAGCCCCAGCGCCGCCGCCCAACUGUUCGACCUGCCCCUCUCGUCUGGCGGUCCCAUUGGCUUUUCCCCUUCUAUCGACAUGACCAGCUCCCUGCCUCUCACCUUUGGCGACAGCAUCGACGCUCCUGCGUUCAUGCUCGAGAUCCAGCGCAAGCGUGCCGACACCGUCACCACCCUUAAGCCCGACUUUGAUUUCAAAGACGACUUCGGUCUUGACAGCGCCGCAAUCUUCUCCGACAGUCCUCAGCGUCCCCGCGCCGCUCAGCGCCUCUCUCUCACCCCUUCCGUCGCCAGCUCGGCUGCUUCCACCGCUUCCGAAUUUGACUAUAGCGGAUUCGACAGCGAAGCAGACCAGAGCAAUGCUGCCUCCCCCGCCACCGAUGAUGCUUGUGCUGGCCCGUGGAGCGAGUCUUCGUUUAGCCCCUUCGAUGUGUCUGCCUCGAUCCAGACCGCUCUCGACCGCAUCGGCUUCGAGUCUCCGAUCGGAGAUGCCAAGGACGCUACCAUCCGCGCCAGCCACUUCAACCUCUCGUCCAACUUCAGCUUUCACGAAUUUAUCGAAGACGUCGAACAUUGCGCACAGAAGUUGCCUUCCUCUGCCAGCACCGACUCCUUCCCCGCUAGCGACGUUCCCGCCUCCAUCUUUGUCGCCUCUCAGAUGCCCGUCUCGCCUCUGAGUGGCGGCGAAGCUGCGAACGAGUGUGGUCACGGUCAUGGCCACGCCAGGUGCAGCGCCAGCGAGUCCAGCCUCGGUCUCUUUGGAAGUGCUGACGUCAACACUGUGCUUACGGCUACGCACACUUACCCCGUCAACUCGUUCAUGGGCCACAAUAGCGGGGCGUAUCCCAUGGUCUUCUCUCAAAGCGCCCCCGAUGCCGCUUGGUUCCAUCCGCACGGCUCGCCAUGCCCCUCGUCGCCCAGCAGCGCGCGCAGUUCGUCUCCCUUCCCUGCCUUUGGCAUGAAUGGCGCUCUGCCCUCGGUGCUGGCUUCGCCUCCUUCGCGACAGAUCCAGAUCCAGCACAUCCCGGCCCAGGCUCCCGGUGGUGGCAUGCUGCCCAAGGGCAUGAGCCUAUACAGCCACUUUGCCCACCUCGCCAACCCGUACGCCGGUCUCAUCACCAAGCGCUCGCGUGGACGUCGCGUGCCCAACAAGCCCGAGGAGAUGAACAACCUCGGCAAGAGCGGCAAGGUGUACACGUGCAAGGUGCCCGGCUGUGGCAAGUGCUUCAAGCGCAGCGAGCACCUCAAGCGUCAUGUUCGCUCCAUCCACACCGACGAGAAGCCCUUCAUCUGCCCUCACCCCUCGUGCAACAAGCGCUUCAGCCGACACGACAAUCUCAACCAACAUGCCCGCGUCCACACUUCGAUGGGCGGCAUUGCUGGUGUCGGCGGCGAAGAGUCGUACGAUGCUUCUUCGGUCCACCCCAUGUCGCACCACAACCUCGCUCUUUCCCACCCCAUGGUACUCACUGCGGCUCCUCAGGGCGGUGUCUCGAUCGCGUCUGGCCCGAGUGCCCAGAUCAAGCAAGAGUAG
Messenger RNA from Sporisorium graminicola, 1551 nucleotides. RefSeq lists its product as uncharacterized. The record is from RefSeq and is a predicted model, not a curated record. The transcript has a single exon. Gene Ontology annotation, molecular function: RNA polymerase II cis-regulatory region sequence-specific DNA binding; DNA-binding transcription factor activity. Lineage: Eukaryota; Fungi; Basidiomycota; Ustilaginomycetes; Ustilaginales; Ustilaginaceae. Bases 1 to 1551 code for a protein of 516 amino acids. Gene Ontology annotation, biological process: regulation of transcription by RNA polymerase II.